Rhizophagus irregularis DAOM 181602=DAOM 197198 is the source of this 1515-nucleotide messenger RNA. The record is from RefSeq and is a predicted model, not a curated record. Lineage: Eukaryota; Fungi; Glomeromycota; Glomeromycetes; Glomerales; Glomeraceae.
CGUUAUUUUUUAUCUUUUUUUUUUAUUUAAAAAAAUAGUAAACUUAUAAACAUGUCACGUAAACUUGUUACGAGAGCUUUCAGUAAAUUUAAAACUAAAGAACCUAAAGAAGUCAAAGAUAACGAUGUUAUUAUUUACGUUGGAAAAGAACCAGAUUUUAAAGAAUUUCAAUCGAAUUCUAAAAUUAUGCGUAGUAAAUCUGAUUAUUUUAAAAGAAUUUUAUCCGAUAAAAAUAUUGAGAAAAAAGAUGAAAAAUAUGUAAUAAAGAUACCAGAUGCCACCCCUCAAGUCUUUAAUGUUAUUAUUAAGUAUCUUUCUACUGGGAAAAUUAACGUAAAAAAUAAAACUGGAAUUGAGAUUUUAAACGUUAUGAUCACUUCUGAUGAAUUAAAGUUGAACCAGUUAAUUAGGCAUAUUGAAGAUUCUCUUAUUGAAAAUCAAAAUUUCUUACAAGAUGAUCCAGUUGAAGUUCUUCAAAUGGUUUAUUACAAUAAAUCUCUUGGUAAUAAUAUACAAGAAUUUUGUUUAAAAUCGAUUUGUUUUGAACCUAAAAAUUUCUUUAACUCUGCCAAGUUUGUCAAUUUACCUGCUCCUUUAUUGGAAAUUAUUUUGAACCGAGAUGAUUUAAACUUGAUUGAAAUUAAAAUUUGGGAAAAUUUAAUUAAAUGGGGUUUAGCACAAGAAAAAACUCUUAACGAAGAUGUUUCUAAAUGGAAUCAAGAUAAUUUCAAUACUUUUGAAAAAAUAAUUCAUAAAUUUAUACCAUUAAUUAGAUUUUAUGAUAUUUCUUCUGAAGAUUAUUUUUAUAAAGUUAGACCUCUCGAGAAAAUUUUACCAAAAGAAAUUAAAGGAGAAAUUUUAAAAUUUUACAUGAUUCCUGGAUAUACACCAAAUAAUAUUUUAUUAAGAAAUUCCGUUGAUUCAGUUUUAAUUAAUACAAAACAUACUUUAUUAUUUGCAAAUUGGAUUGAUAGGAAAAAGGGAAAGGUUAACUAUAAAUUAAUUCUUUUAUAUAGAGCUAGCAGAGAUGGUAAUAGUGCUGAAGAAUUUCAUACUAGAUGUGAUAACAAGGGAGCUACUAUAGUUGUAGUAAAGAUUGAAAAUUCAGAACAAAUAGUUGGCGGAUAUAAUUCACUUUUAUGGAAUUCAAGUGGUGAAAAUAUGUCUACAAAAGAUAAUUUUAUAUUUUCAUUUACUGAUAAAACUAACCUACAGAGUGCAAAAGUAGUUUAUAGUAAUGGUGAUCAAUAUUCUGUAAGAUAUCUUUCAAAUUAUGGUCCAGCAUUUGGUAAUUUUGAUUUAUAUGUUGAUUAUAAUAUUGCUACUAAUAUUUGGUAUAGUCGUGUAAGUUCUUAUCCUACACUUAAUUUACCAAACACGAUGAAAGUAGUUGAUUAUGAAGUAUUUCGAGUAAUUAAAAAUUAAUACUAUCAUAUUUGUUUUCAUAAGGUUUUUUGUAAUUAAUAUUAUCAUUAUUAUUUAUUUUCAAAGAAUAAAUUUUUUUAUUAUAAAUUU